Ixodes scapularis (black-legged tick) is the source of this 2872-nucleotide messenger RNA. Its product is annotated as zinc finger and BTB domain-containing protein 17. The coding region runs from base 175 to 2811 and encodes 878 amino acids. Gene Ontology annotation, cellular component: nucleus. The record is from RefSeq and is a predicted model, not a curated record. Gene Ontology annotation, molecular function: transcription coregulator activity. The transcript has 12 exons. Gene Ontology annotation, biological process: regulation of transcription by RNA polymerase II. Lineage: Eukaryota; Metazoa; Arthropoda; Arachnida; Ixodida; Ixodidae.
CCCCCAUGUACAAUCUUAAUGACGUCCGCAACGUCCGCGCCAUCCGCGCUUCACGCAGAAGCGCGAAACGAGCGCGCUUGACGAAGCGGAAGUUGUGGUUUUACGCUUCCGGAGAACGGGUCACGUGGCUGUGCACGGGCCAAUGAGCAAAACUCCCGAAAGCGUGUUCGUAAAAUGGAGGACCCCUGUGCUCUUCUAUCGACGGGGACCUCAUUUUCUCAGCAAGGAAAUGGUCCGAGGAAUGGCGUGAGUAGGACUCGCGCCGAGCGAAGCGACCAUCUUCCCAUUUCCUCGUCGCUCUGCUCCAAAGCGUCGGACUACCUGACGGCGUCCCUUCGCAACGACCGUCUCGUAGACCACGACCCGUUCCAAGAUGGCGAGAACCUCGAAGGAGUCGCCGUGGGCGACAUCGCGUGCGAGCGCAUCAUCGCCGACGGCGAGUACCUCGCCGAGUCCGGCGCAUACGCGGCGGGCGACCCGCUGUGUCUAUCGGAGUCGGCUGAACUCGACGUCAAAAAGGUGGACGAAUGGCUGAAGACGAGAGAAGACACCCUGGCCAGUUUGGGCCUCGUGUUUGAGCUGAAAACUGGAAGCGAGGACGACCUCUUCGGGGAGACCACGCCGUCGGAUAAACUCAACCUCUUCUCUGUAAAAGACCUCCUCGACGUCGACGUUACGAAGGAGGGGGUCAGUAUUCUGGGCGGGAAGGGAGACAUGGCUGUUCUGGACCCGGAGACGUUGAUCAACUCAUCGAGCGACGCGUUGAUGACCGAUCAGGAGCUCGAGUCGCUGUCGGCACGAGGUCUCGACUUCAGCCCUGCCCCUUGUCACGGGGUCGACAGAGAGACGGGUGCGGCAGUGUCGACGACUUCGAACGACACCUCCGCGGAGCCCGAAACUCCGGACGAGAACGCCACGAUCCAGUUGGUGAUCAACACGGCGUCUGGAGAGCAGCAGACGUUGCACGUGGACGCGAAGUCGCUGCUCCAGUGCGCCCAAGUUGAGUCCAUCCUGCCCGAUGGCCAGCCGGACACCUCGGAGCAGACGGUCGGCGAUUAUGCGGAGUUUGUCACCACGGAGCUGUCGGAGUCUGGCCACCAGGAGGAGGUGGAGGAGGACGGAGACGAAGCAGCAGACGAGCCCCACACGGAGGUUGUGACGAUACACCUUUCGUCUGGGGACCUCCUCUCCGACCAGUUGCCGUCUGCCGUCCCUGAUGCGUUCCAGUGCGACCUGGACGGCUGCGGCAGGGUGUUCAACCGGGGACGCAAGCUGCGGGUUCACCUCAUGAGCCACACCGCCUGCCGCCCUUUCAAGUGCCCCGAGGAGGACUGCGACUGGGCCUUUGCCACUGAGUACAAGCUGAAACGACACCAGGAGACUCACGCCGGCAAGAAGGACUACACGUGCGACGUGGAGGGCUGCGGGCGCUCAUUCACGACGGUGUACAACCUCAAGUCACACAUGAAACUGCACAAGCGGCCCACCUUCCCGUGCCCGGCGCCGGAGUGUGGCCUUGUGUUCGUCACCCGCCGCAAGAUGGAGCUACACCUGAGGGAGCACGACGACAUCGACGCUCCCUACAAGUGUCCCGAGGCUCUAUGCGGCAAGGCGUACUACUCGGCCAACACCCUGGCGUCCCACCUGCGGGUGCACAUGCGGCUGGAGUUCCGGUGUCCCUUCGAAGGGUGUGGGCGCCUCUACAACCGCGUCUGCAAGCUGAGGCUACACGUCCGCCAGCACACGGGGGAGCGGCCCUACAUAUGCCCCUUCGAGGGCUGCGCGUGGACGUUUGCUUCGGCGAGCAAGCUGACGCGGCACACGCGCAAGCACACGGGCGACCGGCGCUACGUGUGCCCGGAGCCAGACUGCCGAAAGGCCUUCAUGCGCCCCGAGCACCUCAAGGGACACAUGGUGGUCCACUCCGGCUGCCGGCCCUUCGAGUGCCCACACCCUGGCUGCAGCUCCAAGUUUGCGGCCAAGUCGAGCCUGUACGUGCACCUGAAGAAGCACGCUGCGGGAGCCUGUUCCUCGAGGCGCAGGAGCUCCGCCGGCAAGCCCCGGGAAAGGCUGGUGUACCCGUGCCCCAUGGGCGCCUGCUCCAAGCGCUUCACCGCCAAGGGCUCCCUGCGGCAGCACAUCCUCAAGUGCCACUCGGUGCUUCUGGCGGACGGCAGCGACGUGACCGAUUUCGACUCUGUGCCAGAUGAGGGUACGGAAGUGACUCCCUUGGAAGAAGCCGAGCAAGAGCUGAUGGCUGCGAUCCCUUUGGCUGGUGGAGCGUCGACUGAGGCACCGGCGCAAGGCUCGACGGACCUGCAUGGCCUUCACGACUUUCCUGAAGGGGCGAGGGCGUCGGAAGACGACGAAGACGAGGAGUGCAACGGAGAGGACCGUCUGACGGACUCCUGCGCCAAGACGCGCGUCAGCGACUUGGACACGCUCACGCCUUCGAGGGUGCUUCAGGAGAACCACAGCGGGUCGGCUCGGACGGAUUUCUGCAGCAACCACCUCCAGCUGGCCAGGAAAAAGAGGGCUGCCAAGGCCACCCUCGAGGCGUUGCACCAAGGAAAGAAGCUGGAGCUGUCAAAUGGAGUUGCUCUACCGUGCGCGGAUGUAGUACUUACCUCGUCGGCAGUUGGGGAGCCGAUUUCGAGUAUAGAAUUGGUCCAGGUGCCUCUUAUUCAGGACGACUGUCCGUCGGGGACCGACAUCUACUCAGAGCUGUCCGUACCCGUUGCCACGUUGUUGGCCGAACACACUGCCACCUCCGAGCUCGGAGCCACCAUCCACCUACAGGAUUUGGACUGACCGCUCGCCACUGCACUUGUAGAUACGACAUCAUAAAACAAAAAACGUCUGCCCAACAAAA